AUGACCCUCAAACGUGAUCCCCAGAGCGUACAGGCGUGGUUGAUCGGUAGCGGUAUUGCAUCGCUCGCCGCCGCAGUACACUUGAUCAAACAGGCCAAGGUCCCGGCUAAUCAAGUCCACAUCCUUGACGCCCAUCAUGCCUCCGGUGGAGCGAUGGAGACGUCUGGCAAUGCGGAAGAUGGAUACAUCCUCCACACAGGUGCACUGCCGUAUUUCUACGAGCAGUGUGUCAAAGACCUGCUUGCCAUGGUCCCCAGUCGGGAAAGUCCAGAUAAAAGUCUCUGGGAAGCCAUCAGGGAGCAGGAGAACUCCAACCGACCAUUGAAUAGAGCCUCGACCCGCGCAGUCAGUCAGACUGAAGAUGGCACGCGUAGAGUUGAUACGCAUCGGCUCCCGAUCGGGGCGAAGUUUCGCAUGGACUUGAUCAAGUUCAUCUUGGAGAGCGAGAGGGCUAUGGAGUCCAAGAAGAUUAGUGAUGUGUUUGACGCGAACUUUUUCGAGUCCGAAUUCUGGAAGUUAUGGUCAACCACUUUUUUGCUUCAAGAGUGGCAUAGUGCAGCGGAGUUCCAUCGUCUUCUCAGUAAAUGGCUGCCUGAGUUGCACACCCACAACGAUGUGCGAGACAUGGAACGAACCCCGUUCACUCUCUUCGAGUCUCUCAUCACUCCCAUCACUACAUACCUGAAGGAGCAAGGGGUUGACUUCCGGUUCAACGUGAUGGUGACCGACCUCAAAUCAUACCCGAGUAGUGACCCGACCACCAUCUCGGAGCUGGUACUGCAGGAAAACGGCCAUGAAUAUCUCAUUACCAUAGACCCUGUCGACAUUGUCAUCGUGACAUUGGGAUCAGUCGCUACCGGUACGCAGACCGGAUCUAACACGGCCCCUCCACCACCCUUAUCAUCUCCGUCUGAGACCAUCUUAAAAAGCGGAGAGUGGUCGCUUUGGCAGAAGCUCGAACACGAGUCCACCAAAUUCGGCAAUCCUGCCAACUUCUCCAACCGGCCGAGCGAGUCGCAGAUCGAGACCUUCACCGUCACCCUGCACACCACGGACUUCAUGCACCAUUACGCUCAUCUGACGCGAGACAAGCCGGGCACCGGCGCCCUGCUCACUAUCACAGAAUGUCCCUGGGACUUGACCAUCAGUUUUCCUCACCAGCCAGUGUUCGCGACGCAGCCCAACCAUGUCCACGUCGUUUGGGGCUACGCCUUACGUCCCGAACGGGUCGGUAAAUACGUCAAGAAGCCAAUGCUCCAAUGCUCUGGCCAAGACAUCUUGCGUGAACUUCUUUCUCACUUGGGAUUUGCCUGUGAUUCUCUCAUUUCAUCAUCAAUCACCAUUCCCUGCCUCAUGCCCUUGGGGACUUCGAUGCUGUUGUCUCGUGCCCACCAUGACCGUCCGGAUGUGAUCCCUCAUGGCACAACAAAUUUGGGUCUCAUAGGUCAGUACGUGGAAGUUCCUGGUGAUGCAGCUUGUAGCUUGGAAUACAGUGUCCGUGGAGCGCAGAUUGCAGUGGCUUCCUUGAUGGAAUUACCCGACCGACCUCCAAAGGUUGGGAAGAACAAGUUUUUGGAAGUACUAGGGCUGUUGUUGUGA
This is a messenger RNA of Penicillium diatomitis, 1599 nucleotides long. Its product is annotated as oleate hydratase. Gene Ontology annotation, molecular function: oleate hydratase activity; FAD binding. Gene Ontology annotation, biological process: fatty acid metabolic process. The transcript is spliced from 2 exons. The coding region runs from base 1 to 1599 and encodes 532 amino acids. NCBI's taxonomy places the organism in Eukaryota, Fungi, Ascomycota, Eurotiomycetes, Eurotiales, Aspergillaceae. The record is from RefSeq and is a predicted model, not a curated record.